Aspergillus bombycis is the source of this 1578-nucleotide messenger RNA. RefSeq names its product aminotransferase-like domain-containing protein. The transcript has 4 exons. The coding region runs from base 1 to 1578 and encodes 525 amino acids. Gene Ontology annotation, biological process: L-tyrosine biosynthetic process; aromatic amino acid catabolic process. The record is from RefSeq and is a predicted model, not a curated record. Lineage: Eukaryota; Fungi; Ascomycota; Eurotiomycetes; Eurotiales; Aspergillaceae. Gene Ontology annotation, molecular function: aromatic-amino-acid:2-oxoglutarate transaminase activity; pyridoxal phosphate binding; L-2-aminoadipate:2-oxoglutarate transaminase activity.
AUGGACCUCUCUGCAACUCAAUCGGCUUGCACAGAAGUUCCUGAAAAACAGAGACUUCUGAACGAGAUCUACGAAAGAAGAGCCAAAGCUGGUAAGCUCGUCGCUGGUGUGGCUGCCAAAUCUAAUAGUGACUUGUUCAAGGCUAAGGGAUCUGGAAAACCGAAAGCUAAGUGCUGGGACUGCACGAUUGCCCUGUGUGCUUCAACAAACCGCUGGCUAUCUCAAAACCCGGGUCUGAUCUCUCUUGGGGGUGGGCUCCCCUCUAGCGAAUACUUUCCGUUCUAUGAUUGCACACUUCGUGUGCCCAAACCGCCGCAUUUUUCCGAGAAAGAUGCUUUAUCGCCAGACAGUCCUACAGUCCAGACUGUAAACAUUGGGAAAUAUGACGUUAAUAAUGAGCUCUCAGAGUAUGACCUCUCUAUCGCAUUGAACUAUGGGCAGUCAACGGGUUCGCCCCAGAUGACACGCUUCAUUACCGAGCAUACUCAGCUAGUCUCUAACCCGCCCUAUGCCGACUGGAAAGUCUGUCUGACAGUCGGAAGCACCAGUGCCCUUGAGCAAACGGUCCGCAUGCUUUGUGACCGUGGACGGAAUGAUUCCAUCCUUACAGAAGAAUACACCUUCUCCAGCGCACUUGAAACCUUUGCACCCCAGGGCAUCAAAGCCUUUGGCAUCAAAAUGGACGAAGAGGGACUCUUACCAGAGAGUAUGGAUGGCCUCCUCAGUUCUUGGGAUGAAACGGUCCGUGGCGCCCGAAAGCCACACAUCCUAUAUACUGUUCCCUCAGGACAGAACCCGACGGGCGCGACCCAAAGUCUCAAGCGACGUCGCGAAAUCUAUGCAAUCUGCCAGAAGCAUGACAUUUACAUAAUCGAAGAUGAACCAUACUACUUCAUUCAAAUGCCUCCCUACCAGGGCAAGGGUACCCCCGCACGAAAGUCUCCCGAAGAUAUUGAAUCUUUCCUGACCGGACUUAUCCCCUCGUAUCUAAGCCUUGACGUCGACGGCCGAGUACUACGUAUGGAUUCUUUCUCCAAAGUACUCAUGCCAGGAUCGAGAUUGGGAUGGAUUACAGCCAGCGCACAAGUAGUCGAGCGUUAUAUUAACCACGCUGAGGUUGCCAACCAUGGCCCAAGCGGGAUCUCACAACUCAUGCUCUGGAAGCUGCUUGAUGAGACCUGGGGACAUGAAGGAUACCUGAAAUGGCUGAUGGAUUUGAAAAACAACUAUACCAGUAGGAGGGAUAUGCUGCUUGCUGCUUGCGAGCAGUUCUUGCCCAAAACCAUUGUUAGUUGGACGCCGCCCACAGCGGGCAUGUUUCUCUGGCUCAAGGUAGAUCAUUCAAAACACCCAGAAUACCCCCGUCGCUCCAUCGAAGAGCUUGAAGAAGAGAUCUUCCUUCAGGGUAUUAGCAAUGGCGUCCUUUGUACUCGCGGUGCCUGGUUCCGCGCUGAGCCGAACACGCCUGCGAGUGGGAUGUUCUUUCGCACAACAUUUGCAAGCGCCAGUGAGGAAGCGAUGGGCACUGCCAUUCAGCGGUUGGGCCAGGCGAUCCGCCAGUCAUAUCAAAUUGAGUAG